AUGGCCUCCAACUUUAACGACAUAGUCAAGCAGGGCUACGUGAAAAUCCGCAGCAGGAAGCUAGGGAUAUUCAGACGAUGCUGGUUGGUUUUUAAGAAGGCUUCUAGCAAGGGACCCAGAAGGCUAGAAAAGUUUCCAGAUGAAAAGGCAGCUUAUUUCAGAAACUUUCACAAGGUAACUGAACUACACAACAUCAAAAAUAUAACCAGACUGCCUCGAGAGACAAAGAAGCAUGCAGUGGCAAUUAUCUUUCAUGAUGAAACGUCAAAGACAUUUGCUUGUGAGUCAGAGCUGGAGGCUGAGGAGUGGUGCAAGCACCUUUGCAUGGAAUGCCUGGGGACAAGGCUAAAUGACAUCAGCCUAGGGGAGCCUGACCUGCUGGCAGCUGGGGUUCAACGGGAACAGAAUGAACGAUUCAAUGUUUAUCUUAUGCCUACACCCAACCUGGAUAUUUAUGGUGAAUGCACAAUGCAGAUCACUCAUGAGAAUAUCUAUCUCUGGGAUAUACACAAUGCCAAGGUCAAGCUAGUGAUGUGGCCUCUUAGCUCACUGAGGAGAUAUGGUCGAGACUCAACUUGGUUCACCUUUGAGUCAGGAAGAAUGUGUGACACAGGAGAAGGACUAUUCACUUUUCAAACAAGGGAGGGAGAAAUGAUCUAUCAGAAGGUUCAUUCUGCAACACUGGCUAUAGCCGAGCAACAUGAAAGAUUAAUGCUAGAAAUGGAGCAGAAGGCCCGGCUUCAGACAAGCUUGACUGAACCGAUGACGUUAUCCAAAUCCAUCUCUCUUCCUCGGAGUGCAUAUUGGCAUCACAUUACACGUCAGAACAGUGUUGGAGAAAUCUACAGCUUGCAAGGUCAUGGGUUUGGUUCAUCAAAGAUGUCCAGGGCACAGACAUUUCCCAGCUAUGCUCCAGAACAGAGUGAAGAGGCUCAGCCCCCGUUGUCACGGUCCAGCAGCUAUGGAUUCAGCUAUAGCUCCAGCCUCAUUCAAUGA
This is a messenger RNA of Apodemus sylvaticus (European woodmouse), 996 nucleotides long. RefSeq names its product docking protein 6 (gene Dok6). The transcript has 8 exons. Gene Ontology annotation, biological process: cell surface receptor protein tyrosine kinase signaling pathway; positive regulation of MAPK cascade. Gene Ontology annotation, cellular component: cytoplasm. The coding region runs from base 1 to 996 and encodes 331 amino acids. The record is from RefSeq and is a predicted model, not a curated record. NCBI's taxonomy places the organism in Eukaryota, Metazoa, Chordata, Mammalia, Rodentia, Muridae.